Molecule: messenger RNA, 150 nt
Organism: Loa loa (African eye worm)
Lineage: Eukaryota; Metazoa; Nematoda; Chromadorea; Rhabditida; Onchocercidae
Exons: 1
Source: RefSeq, a predicted model, not a curated record
AUCACCAAACAUAGCAAAGCAGUAGCAGUAACGAUCAGUUUAGCAGCAGCUGCGACAAUUGUUCUCAUAACGAUCGCCAUUGCUAUUGGCGCUGUUGUGCAAUGCUCUCUAUGCUACGAUCAGUUUUUACCCGAAAGUACCGUACUGUAA